Leopardus geoffroyi (Geoffroy's cat) is the source of this 6363-nucleotide messenger RNA. It is a transcript of the gene ADGRG4, whose product is annotated as adhesion G protein-coupled receptor G4. Lineage: Eukaryota; Metazoa; Chordata; Mammalia; Carnivora; Felidae. The transcript is spliced from 2 exons. The record is from RefSeq and is a predicted model, not a curated record. The coding region runs from base 1 to 5763 and encodes 1920 amino acids.
AUGCAUGAGCUCGGAUCUGAAGGACGAAGAGAAGUUCAUCGAAUGAAGAAGGAUGGGAAGAACAUUCCAAUUGUUUAUGAAAAUAUAACAACUCAAGAAAUGAGUACGACUCUUUCUCAGCAAAGAGAUGUGACAACUCCAUCCCAAGUUACUGGACUAAAACCGCAAGAGACACUAUAUUCUUCUACAAUGAUGUUUAAAAGCAUGCCUGUAUUUGCAACUGAUUAUGCAACCGUAUCAUAUUCCAAUACAACGUCUCCACUUCUGGAAACAGUGACUGCCCCCAAAUUAUUAAGGACAUCCGUAGCGGGGACUGCUAGAUUCACGGCAGACAGUUUGUCAACUUCAGCAGCCAUCACUCUGCCUACCAAGGGUACCUCCACAGGCGCUACCGCCAAUUCCGUGAAAAGAACUAAAUCCCCAUCUUCAGAGAGCAUCGGGACAACGAAAAUGGCCGAAGCCAUUGCUACUGAGACAUUUCCUCAAACUGCAGCUACUAAUUUUCCGUACACAUCUGGAUUUACCAAGGAUUCAAUUAUACCCAACACUUCAGUGACUGGAUCUCAGUCGGCCAUUAUGAAGACAACAUCUGUAUUCUCAUCUGUUGAGUCAACACCCGUAUCUACAACACCUUGGCCCAAGCAGAAAUCCACAGGUAUUGAGGCACUUUCUAUCUUCACAGCUAGCCAGCAGUUUCUUACAUCUACAGAUGCUGGAACAGUGCCUCGGUCCACGGUGGAACAGACUUCGGCUACAGCUACUCAUGUUGGGACUGUAUCCACAUUCCCACCCGGGUCUGUGCUCAUCUCCACAGUUGCUCCAGUGCAUUCUGUAUUUCCUAGAAAUCAGACAGCAUCGACACUGGCAAUAACUGACACAGAAAUAACAUCUACAGUUCAUUCAAAACCACUCCCAACGAGGCCCGUUGAGAUGAUGCCUGUGCUAAGAACAGCUGAGGCAGAAUUGACAUCUAUAGAUUUCCAGGACGUCUCUUCACCCAGAGUGGAGGAUACGAUAUCUACUUUCAUACCAGAAAAGGCCUCUUCUAUGGCCCUUUCUUUCGGGACAUCCUCUCCAUUCACCGGAGCUCAGGAUGUACAGACAGUUAGUGAUGCUGAGACGACGCAUCCGGCCCCGACUCCUGGAGUCACGCCUGCCGCCACGGUGGCUGAAACUGUGCGUCCCCCCACAACACCUGGGCCGACACAUACCCAGAAUACACCCACAGAUGGUGGAAACAUGCCCUCUUUGAAUUCUACUAGAUCAGCUUCCACAGUCAAGGCGUAUGAGUCUGGUCCCACAUCCAUAACUGAUGAUGGUGCCCAACUACUCUCCACCGGUGAAGCCACUUGGGCCUCCAGGCCAGACCAGACCCUGCCGACACUAGCAUUCCAUGGGAGUGCUUCUAAUGCAGAACGUUCGUCCACAACUAGUCCUAUUGGUAUCCCACCAGAAGCACCCUCAGAAAGUGAGGCUACCCCUGUCGCCGAUGCUAUUAUUACCGCUGAUGGUACCACAGGCAGAUACACAACAGCUCUAUCCAACUCGACAGCUUCGUGGUUGUUUGCUAACUUCUCCACAGUUUCAAGACCCGCGUCUGUAACCACACUGCCUGAGUUUAAACUUACCACCUUCCUACAAAAAACUACCCCUAUGUCUACAGCAGCUGGAAGUGAGGUUCUUUCAACGCCAAGGGAGACAGUUGCUCCCCCAGUAGAUGCAUCUACCGUUGCUGACACUGAACCGAAUUUUUCUACUGAGGAGAGCGCUUCUGAGACCGUCCUAACAGAGACAAGUGGUGCGAUUGCAUGUGGAGGGACAACGGCCCCCGUAGCAGAGUCUGCAAAAACACAAAGAUAUGAGGCUACUGUGACAAGGAAAGAAACAACUGCCCAUUGUCUUGAGGGAAAAUCAACUAUAGCAGUGACAACUGAGCGUUCUCCGUCUGCAACAAUGCCGGAAGCAACGGAUGAAUCUGCACAAAGGGUAACAGCUUCUGUCGCCAUUUCCCCUUUUCCCGAUAUAGAAAAGUUGACUACCCCAUUGGAGAACAGAACUGCAACUACUGAGGUGAGAGGAAGUUGGCUUUCUACAAAAUCGAUGAAGACCACACCUAAGAGUUCAUAUGAUGGGACCACAGAAAUCUUUCAUUCCACCCACACCUACACAGCACAUUGGACUUCAGAGGCUCCGCCUGAGGGGAAUCCAACCCCAUCUCCCAUUUCUGGGAGCGCACAGACAUUCCCUGAACUCUUGGGCGCUUCCACCAGAAGGAUUUUGGGGACCAGUCUUGCCACUAUCCCUACAGGCAUGAUAGCUAUGUCCUUGCCUGCUGGCAUCUUGCCUCCGCGGCCUACAGCUACCCAUUCCUCAGCAACCCCUGUGCCAUCGGCUCCUGCGACCACAGCAUCAGUGUCACCUUUGGGUCAGACUGCUUCGGCAACCAGCCACGGCAUGCCUACACACGGACGCUCGAUUCACACCACUUCAGAAGCCACAGUGAUCUCCGUCGGUAAAACACCUGCGACAGUCCUCUCUCUGACAGAACGUCCAGUCUCCUCGUGGAGACCUCCCACUCCCGUGGCAACUAAGGCUGAGACCACCCAUCGCCUCACCUCGGCUGACACAGUAACCCCAUUUACACCCGCUCUUGUCUGCUCUAAGUCUGUCUCUGACAACAUUCCUGUUGUGUCCUCCACCCGUGUGAUCUCAACUCGGUUUACACCAGUGACGACCCGACCUGUAUCUCAAGUGGAGGAGACUUCCACCCACGCUCUCAGCUUCCUGCACACUCUCAGCAGUAGUGGGGAUGUUGUUAGCUUGGCGACCGGCACCACAGAAACCUCUGUUGUUGACGAGACCAUGUCCUCAGACACGUCUGCCCAUAAGGCUAGUACUUCAGUAGAUGAUCACAUUUCUCAGUCUUCAGCGCAUCUUGGAAACACACUGGUCCCCACCCUAUUAGUGACUGACGUUUCUACCUUGCCUUCUGACAAAGAGCAGAUGACCACGUCCCUGGGAAACGCCUCUAGAACUAUGGAGGUGACAGAAAUGUCCCCAGCAGAGAAUCCUUUUAUUUCAGACUCCCAGAGUACUUCAUCCUUGGAAAUGACAGAUACAGGAGCUGCUGAGAGCCCAGCAAUUUCCACCCAUCAAACACGUUCACCUUCAGACUUCCCACCUGGAACUCCACCUGACAGGAUUGCAGCUUCACCUCCCGCUUCUGGGACUAUACAGACUACAUCUACCUCUCUCUCAAGCCACACAGGAGAUGCUCACAUCCCAGAAAUGUCUACCGUCACUUCCGGGACAACCAGAGUAUCGAAUCCUGUAGACAUCAACACAUCUCUUUCAAACUUGCUUCCCCCUAAGACUCAAACGGAGCUGACUUCAGGCGCCUCUCCCGUUUCUGAAAGCACACAGACCUCCCCUGAGUUCCUGUCUCUUUCUACAACUGGACCAUCUGGUGCCACUGUUACACUCGUCUCUACUGAUGGGGUCACUACAGCCCUUUCUGCUCCAAAUGUACCAACGGUACUUCUUGGGAAAACCUCUAUGGCAACGUCCAUUCCUACCUACCGGAUGUCCUCACUGCCAGUUGGCGUCACUGCCUUUGCCUCCAAAAGAGUUUCUGCAACUCCCACGACACUAGUAACUAACUCUUCUAAAACAACACACCCAGAUUGUCCGAAAAGUCCCUCCACAGCCACUUCCGUGCCUAUGUCUGAGAUGUCCUCAAUGUCAGUGAGUGGCUCUGCUUUCUCACCUCCAGCUGCCUCUUUUGACACUUCCGCAGCAGCUGGGUCGUUCUCUUCAUUAUUGUCUUCGAUUACCCCUAGGACUACCGUGACCGUACCGGCAUCUACACUGGAUGUCGCACCCAGGCCUGCUUCAAAAAGCACGCUGUUUUCCUCUGCUUUCGUUACUUCAGAAGUGACAGAGGUGUCCUCCAGGAUCACUCCUACAUCCUCUUCCUCUCCGACAGAGUCAACUUUUCCCUCCGUGAAAACCAUCCCAACCACUAUCGUGGCGGGGAUAGCACCUCCAUCUGUAGGCACCACUGCCUCCUCUCUACUCAGUUCUAGGAACACGGAAGCGAUUUCUUCCAUUCCAAAGACCACAUUUUCACCCUUUCUAGCAACAACCCAUCAGUCAUCACAAAAUGAGACGGCAACUCUGGGCAUAUUACCUGGGACUACCAAGGACUCCCUGUCUCCUGUAAGCAGUAGUACAGUAACAGCUCUCACGAAUACCUCUUCUGGAACUGAUGCCCUGGAAAGUGUGUUUUCAUCUACUCCGUCAGGUCAUCCCCAUACUUCCUCGAGUAUUCAGGUGUCCCCGUCUUUCACUAGCUUUAAGAGCACUCCUGGACACACAAAAAGGGUCAAAGCCACCACUUACCUUUCUUCAAACACAGAAAAGAAGACCUCCUGGUCAGAAAAUACUUCAACAGCUGAGCCAACAAAAGGUGCCACAUCUGUGAAGACCCCUGUUUCGUACUCUCCGUGGACUCCAUCCAUUGCAACUCCACCCUCUUUGACAUCACUUCUUUUUUCACCUCAUCGUACAGAAGCCAAAUUCUCCACUCCAAAGACUUUUCUUCCUCUGACAUCCCAAAUGGUUGAAUUUCCAGUUCUGGGAACAAGAACCACACCUAGUAACACCCAACCUCUGCUUAUGACUUCCUGGAACGCACCCACAGCUAAAGGUUCUCAAUUUCCAAUUUUUACCCGUACUCACGUACCUACACCCCACAAGACGGAAACGGAGAUUCCAUACCUUGUUCCUGGGUCUUUGUCAACAUUUGCAGCCCCUCAGACUGGUCUUAUAUCUGGAGAUGUUACGGCAAAGCCAUCGAUUUCCACGUCAGGAUUUCUUCCCACCUUGGGGAUGUCUGACAGCCCUUCAUCAAUAUCUUCAAGAUCUACCCCUAUCACUUUGGCUGAUACUAAGCACACGUUUGAGAAAACAGCGACAUCCGUAACUCUUGGGACCACACUCCCAUCGAAUCAUUCUGGUGCUACUUCAGGAUCCAUACUUUCAAAGGCUACUAGUUCACCCACGCUGGCUUGGAUUUUAUCCACUCUCCCUUCGGGUUCUCCACUGUCAACUGUAUCCAGUACUCCUCACAUUGUAACUUCUUCUACAGUAAAGCUGUCAGAGUCCACAUCUCUGACUUCUGACAGGACGUCGACACGCUCGUUCACUAACUUUACAACACCAUCCUUUGCUGCUGUACGCACCGCACUCCCCGAAAGCACCCCUACGCCUGCAGUGGGCAGCAUCAGCACUGGCUUCCCAACUUCUCUCCCUGUGUCUGUUAAACUCACAGAUAACAGCCUAUACGCUUCCAAAUCCCCUGAGGCAUCUUCCAGAACCACUGCGACUGCCCACUCCAAGACUGUGUCUCAACCUCUACCCUCUAGCAAAAUGAGUAGCUCACCUCCCGCAGCUGACCACACCCGGUCUAUUAGUUCCAUGCUUCUGCCCGGCCACGCCGUGACAUCUGCCUGGAGCAGAAUCCCAGCUGUAUCAGCAUCCUCUACACUGGACUCCCUUCCAGAUAUAACUGCCAAUACAUCUACUGCUACUGGAGGCUCACUUCCACUCACAUCCACUGGAGUAACACCCCUUCCUCCAGCAACUGUGCCUUCACUACUCUCUUCCUCUCCUGAGACAAUCUGGCUAGACUCCACACCUUCUUUUAGGUCUAUGGAAACCUCGACUUCACUUAUUGCCACUGAGUCCACAGGUCUGUUCUAGAAUAUGUGCAGCGUAUCGCUGACAGCAUACAUGGGCACUGGGUCAUGUGUCCUCUAAGGUGGCCGUUCCCUGAAGGCAGAAAAGGAUAAAGAAGGGUACAGGUGUUUCUGCUCUCCUUCAGACAGUGGGUGCAGGGGGCAGCUGGCUGGCUCGGUCGGUGGAGCAUGUGACUCUUGAUCUCAGGGUUGUGAGUUCGAACCCCACACUGGGUGUGGAAAUUGCUAUAAAAAGACAGUGGGUACAGUGGUACCUUGUCCAAACACAGAAUUCUCUAGCCAUCUUGCUUAUCUUUGCUUUAUUGAAAUAUAGUGCAAAUGUAUCUUUUCAUUCGGUAUGACCUCUCUAAGCAUGCUUUCCAUCCAUUCUGUUCCUGAUACUCUGUCUCUGCCAAUGUGAACAUCAUCAGGAACUUCACGCUCUCCCAGUGUAGAAUUAUAUGGCCUUAGGUCUGACAUGAUGACUGCAAACCAUCCAAUUCCAGGAGAUAUUCUAGCCUGCCUUUUUAAAUUCCUCUUACAUAGGCCUCAGCUUCUCCAGUCUCCACCUCCAGCUGGCUUGGAAUGCUUAUCUAUGGCCAGGGAGUAUUUGGCUUCCAUAUCA